UAUAUUAAUUUCAACACAAUAACUAUUCUGUUUAAGAUCAAGAAACAAGGAAGUGAAGAGAGCUCUCCUGAACUGUACAUGUCAUUGUGACAUUACCAUUAAGGUGAAGUUAUUUAAACAUUAUUCUUUUUUCAUAUAAUAUCUUGUUUUGUUUGUGAAUUGUGUUGUCAUGGCGGCCGUCAACAAAUGUUUUUAUAUUGUCUUUUAUUGUCCAUUUAGUGCAUGCUUUUUAUAUUUUUAAAAAUUGUUUUCUUAAAGUUUACUUUCAUUCUUUCAGUAUAUAGUUUUUGUUUAAAUCUUUUGGUGAAAAAGUCUAAUUCUUUUAGUUUUAAAGUAUUAUUUUCAGAGGUUUCCAGUCAAAGACAGUCUUAUUUGGAAGUGAAAAAGAUCAAGCAACAAGGAAGUGAAGAGAGCUCUCCAGAACUACUUACCAUUAUAAAGGAAUGCUCUAGAUUUCCAUUUGCAUUUGCAUGUCCCGAUAUGACUUCCUCUACGGUCGUUAAAUGUCUCAAUGAACUAUUCGCCCUAUUUGGAUUACCAGCGUACGUCCACAUUGACAGGGGAACUUCGUUUAUGUCUACAGAGGUGCAGUAUUUCCUCCACGAGAGAGGAAUUGCAACCAGUAGAACGACACCUUACAGCCUGAGAGGUCACGGACAAAUAGAUAAACUUAACGGGACUUUAUGGAAAGCCAUCACCUUGGCUCAACGUUCUAAGGAAUUGGACAUAGCUAAAUCGGAACUAGUACUAAAUGAUGCUUAUCAAUCCAUACUGUCAUUACUAUGCACUGCAAUUAACAAGACACCACAUGAACGACUUCUUGGGUUCAACCAAAGAAGUGGUUGCGGGACAUCCUUGCCAACAUGGUUGACCAGUCCUGGUCCUGUCCUGCUGAAGAAGAACGUUAGAUCAUCUAAAUAUGAUCCCAUAACAGAGGAAGUUGAUUUGGUAACAUGCAACCCUCAGUACACCAAACGGCCGAGAGGAAACUGUCUCAUUACGAAUGUUAGCCCCUAGGGAGGAACAAAAAGUUAUAGAAAAUGAGAAUCAGAGUAGAACAGAGCUUGAUAUUGGCUGCCCCGUUCAAAGCUCACCUCCCAGGAAUCAACCGACUGAUUCUAUCAUGCCUGAAGAAACCACCAGCACCACCGAAGACAUAGCCAGACCGUCCGAAACUCAAGCAGAUGAAACUACACAUACAAUCUUAGAGUAAGGAGAACUAGGCCCAACUACAAAGUGUAAAAGCUCAUCAGCUUACUGGA
Biomphalaria glabrata is the source of this 1262-nucleotide messenger RNA. RefSeq lists its product as uncharacterized. Gene Ontology annotation, biological process: DNA integration. The coding region runs from base 223 to 1017 and encodes 264 amino acids. Lineage: Eukaryota; Metazoa; Mollusca; Gastropoda; Planorbidae. Gene Ontology annotation, molecular function: nucleic acid binding. The transcript has 2 exons. The record is from RefSeq and is a predicted model, not a curated record.